Molecule: messenger RNA, 2352 nt
Organism: Nilaparvata lugens (brown planthopper)
Lineage: Eukaryota; Metazoa; Arthropoda; Insecta; Hemiptera; Delphacidae
Product: cytochrome c-type heme lyase-like
Exons: 7
Coding region: 227-1051 (274 amino acids)
Biological process (GO): cytochrome c-heme linkage
Cellular component (GO): mitochondrion
Molecular function (GO): holocytochrome-c synthase activity
Source: RefSeq, a predicted model, not a curated record
AAAAUAUCAGCUGUUGAUUUUGAAUUGAUCAUUAUUUUGCAAUUGCAUCUACAAAGCAAAUGCUGUAAUUCGAUCGAUUUUUGAAGCUUUUUUAUUGAUGACAGAAAUAUAUUGAAGUUGAAACAUAUAUAAAACUUUCUUUUGGUUCUUUAUUUAUAAAUUUCAGUUUUAAAUACAUAACAACGAGCACAAAUAUUCAGGUGAACUGAAAUCUUGAAAUCUAGGAAUGGGCAAUACAGUAACAGCAGCCGAGAUAGCUGCCGCCCAAAUAGUGAAGCCAGUUGGCUCGGAAGAGUCCAGCUGGCAAGGUCAGCUGCCUCCGGGCCACCCGCCAAUCAGCAAGCACCAACAUACCAGCAAGAUGAUGUCGUCAUAUGCGGGCGAAAUACCACCUGAGUGUCCCAUGCAUCGACCGCUCAAAACACCUCCGCAAACAGCCGGGGGAUGUCCAGUGGGCGCCGAUAAGAUGACAGACGUUGAUCCAAGAAAUAUGAUGCCACCUCCCAACCAACAGCCCGCCCCCGAUCAACCCUUUCCACUGCCACUAGACAGAGAAACGUCUUCGAUUCCAAAAGCUGGCGAAGAGGGAGGGUUCUGGGUCUACCCUUCGCAACAGAUGUUCUGGAAUGCCAUGCUAAGAAAGGGAUGGAGAUGGAAGGAUGAUGAUCUGAAACCGAAAGAUAUGGCCGAUAUUAUACGCAUCCAUAACGCUAAUAAUGAACAGGCUUGGCUUGAGGUGUUGAAGUGGGAAGCACUACAUGCCCAAGAGUGUAUGAACCCGAAAUUGAAGAGUUUUGGUGGCAAGGCUAAAGACUACUCACCUCGAGCCAGGAUUCGUCAGCUUAUGGGUUACGAGCUUCCUUUCGACAGACACGACUGGAUUGUGGACCGUUGCGGCAAAGAUGUGCGCUAUGUUAUCGAUUACUAUGAUGGUGGAAAUGUCGAUGAAAAUCAUCGAUUCGCCAUUUUGGAUGUGAGACCUGCUAUGGACAACUGGGAGAACAUUUGGGACCGUAUGAAGGUAGCUUACAUGAGAUGGAGAUACACGUAGACCUAAUGAUACAGUAUCGACGACUUUUGUAUCAUGUGCAGUUCUGUGUGUAGCCUGGGUGUAAUUGGGCCAUUCUGUAUUGAGAACCUUGGUUGUACUUCUUACUACAAUCUAUGCUUUCUCUAUGUUACAAUAUUAUGAUAGUAAAUAUUUUGUGUCAUUCAUAAGGAUAAUUUGAAUUGAGAAGGUUCUAUUUAAGGUUCUUGGGUGCUAUUUAGCCACCCCUAUUAAUUCAUUCAUAACUUGUUAUAUAUUAGAAUAACUUACUGUACCAUUGUUGUAAUUCAACAUUUAUGUACUUGGCAACUUAUUUAUCAUCAAAUGAAUGCAGUUAUGACAUAUUUAUAUCAUAUAUAUGUUAUGAUUCAUUGACAGCUCUGUAUCAAAUAUGCUUCUAUAUUGUAGCUGAGAUCUAUCUUAUAACAAUUUUAGGAACUUCUCAAUCCCUUGAGAUUAGAGAUAUGUUUUCUUGUUUAAUGUAUAGUUUUGACCUCUCUCCAUGAUAUCAAAAAGUUGCAAACUGUUAUUAUAAUUUGUGUUUGAUACACUAGGUGUGUGUAUCAUGAGCAGCUCUAUUUGUAGCCUGGGUCCACGCUCAUCUUAUAAGACAUACUCCCCACAAAGAUUGGAAAAUGUUGAAUAUGAAUUUACUAGUCAGCUAUCCUUCUCCCCAAGGUUUAAAUACAUUGUGCUAGUACAAUUGGUUGAUAUUACAUAGAUAACCCUGGCAUUUUCAAGGUUCAUAGAUUAUUUUUGGACAAUUUCUGUCCAAAUUUGGGAAAGGGACAGUUUUGGGCUUUAAGCCUGUUGUUCCUUCCCCAAUCAUUCAUAGUUAAGAAUGGUAUUUUAUCUAUCAAUGUAUAAAAAAAAAUUAUUAUUACUCGAAUGUUUUUUGUUGAUCAGAAAUAAAAUCAUUUCAGUGAUUACUUUUGUCAUUACUUCACGGCACAAAAAAGAGGAUUCGUAUAGAUCAAAUAUUAUGUAAUCUCAAUUAUAUUUCAUCAAUCGUCAAUGUGUUCAUUUAAUUGGUCAGUCUAUUUUAUUGUAGUUUUACAGUUAAUAGAUUGUUGUAAAAUUUAGUAUCUAGUGCAUGUUCCUAUAGUUCUUGUCAUCUGGGUAGCUUCCAACGUUUUUUGUUCAGUUAGAACAGUAAUUAUUAUAGAAAGUGUAUAAAAUGUGUACAAUUUGUUGAUGUAAUGUUUUAACAAUGUAGUUGCCUGUAGAUGUUGCUGUAAUUUUAACUCAAUAUGUUGUAGAAACACAGCUUUUGAAAUGUGAAUAUAGAAAUUUCUUCGUGUGAA